Molecule: messenger RNA, 975 nt
Organism: Mycosarcoma maydis (corn smut)
Lineage: Eukaryota; Fungi; Basidiomycota; Ustilaginomycetes; Ustilaginales
Exons: 4
Coding region: 1-975 (324 amino acids)
Biological process (GO): U6 snRNA 3'-end processing
Cellular component (GO): nucleus
Molecular function (GO): 3'-5'-RNA exonuclease activity
Source: RefSeq, a predicted model, not a curated record
AUGAGCGGAGCCCUUGCCGGCUUAUCUCAGUACACCGACUCGGACUCAGAUCCGGAAGAUGCUGCUCUGCCGUCCAUCAGACUGGAUGGAUCAGCUCACUCGCUCACAUCCAUUACCAGACUGCACGAGAAUCGAUCAGUGACGUACGAAUCCAAGGUAGCUACGGAUCCGACUCGAUUGAAGAGGAAGCUACCUCCUCUUGAGGCAGACGCCCUACAGCAAGAUAGCAGCGGCGCAGCGUCGGGGCGUAUUACUACGAAUGGAUUACGUGGAGACUGGCUGUGCUACUGCUUUGUUGAAGUCGUUGUGGGACCAUCGUUGAGCAACUGCAUCGAGCAAAGUGACGACUACUUGCAAGAACAGCUAGGAUCAGAUCACACGGUGCUUGAUCUGAGGAACCGCGAAAGCUCGACGUUAGACAGCUUCGAUGACGCUGCGCAGCUCUCAACACUCGAGUCUUCAUCGACGGUUAAAGUGCGACUUCACAUCUCCUUGACUCGACCCUUUACCGUGCGCAGCUACGAACGUGACGAAUACGUCAAGAUUGCCACAGCCCAAGUGCACCAACUCAAGGAGAACAUCUCAAGCUUUCCAUUCACGUUUUCGAGGAUUGCCUAUCUCUCAAACGACGAUGCUUCACGACACUUUAUGGUACUUGAGGUUGGCUCUGGGCGUGAAAAGCUUCGUUCUCUCUCAACAGCACUGAGCACCGAGCUGCGACGAGCGUUUCGCGCCAAAGUAUACUAUGAAGAAGCCCGUUUUCAUGCAAGCAUAGCGUGUGUCAUGAACAUGACUUCGGUUUCGGACGAUCGGAUCAAGUUGGACGCAGCGCCCGAACCAAUUUCAUCACGCCUCGGCACCAUCAUUGACAAGAUAGAAGAUGAGUGGGGCGCCGAGCUGCGAAAAUGCCCGCCAGUCUGGGCAACUCGCAUCGGCAUCCAACUCGGAAACAGAAUCACCUACGUAGACUUGUAG